Engraulis encrasicolus (European anchovy) is the source of this 6043-nucleotide messenger RNA. Its product is annotated as large neutral amino acids transporter small subunit 4-like. Gene Ontology annotation, biological process: transmembrane transport; neutral amino acid transport. The transcript is spliced from 14 exons. The coding region runs from base 269 to 2227 and encodes 652 amino acids. The record is from RefSeq and is a predicted model, not a curated record. Lineage: Eukaryota; Metazoa; Chordata; Actinopteri; Clupeiformes; Engraulidae. Gene Ontology annotation, molecular function: neutral L-amino acid transmembrane transporter activity; L-amino acid transmembrane transporter activity.
GUGCAGCGAUUGUACAGUGAGAAUAUAAAUCCAGAAAUCCGGCGAUGAAAGAGAAUAAAGUGAUGUAUAGAAACCAAAGAGUUAGUGUCAGUAUAUUUGUAUCUGUAUGAUUUCCUAACGGACACCAGCCGUGCACAUAGACCUUCGCUGAGAGGGACAUCCAAGGUUUGGUGCGGGAUCCCCCAGUCAAGCAGGCUUGACUUGUACCUUGCUGUCCAAAGCACUCCUUGCACCUCUGCUGUACCCAUUCGUGUGAGUUUUGCCCAAGAUGGCUCCCUCGCUGCGCACCGCCGUGUCCCGGCGCUGGUGGAUGGCCGUGACGGCGGUGAUCGAGAACCUCAUCUUCUCGGCCGUGCUGCUGGGGUGGGGCUCGCUGCUCAUCAUGCUCAAGUCCGAGGGCUUCUACUCUUACCUGUGUGUGGAGGCUGACAACAGCUCCAGCCUGAACCAGUCCUCUGUGUCCAUGGAGGAGGGAGACGUGGAUGCGGCCGUGCAGGAGAAGCCCAAGGAGGAGGAGAUGCUGCGCCUCAACGGCUGGCUGAUCUGCAAGGAGCAGGACGAGAUGCUGAACCUGGCCUUCACCGUGGGCUCCUUCCUGCUCAGCGCCAUCACCCUGCCCCUCGGCAUCGUCAUGGACAAGUACGGCCCUCGCAAGCUGCGACUGCUGGGCAGUGGCUGUUUUGGCUUCUCCUGCCUGAUGAUUGCCUAUGGAGCAAGCGACCCAAACAACCUGUCAGUCCUCAUCUUCUUCGCUCUGGCCCUGAACGGCUUCGGAGGGAUGUGCAUGACCUUCACGUCGCUGACACUUCCAAACAUGUUUGGUGACCUUCGCUCCACGUUCAUCGCUCUCAUGAUCGGCUCCUACGCCUCCUCCGCUGUCACCUUCCCCGGAAUUAUGGUGAUCUACAACUUCGGCGUGGCCCUCAUCACCAUCCUCCUGGUGUGGGCCGGGGGUGCCGGCCUCGUCUUCAUCAACUGCUUCUUCAACUGGCCCCUGGAGCCUUUCCCCGGCCCAGAGGACAUGGACUACACUGUCAAGAUCAAGUUCAGCUGGCUGGGCUUUGACCACAAGAUCACAGGCAAGCAGUUCUACAGGCAGGUGACCACCGUGGGCAGGCGGCUGAGCGUGGGCAAUUCCCUGAAGCAGCACCCCAAAGACCUGGCCACUCAGGAGGGCAACAAGCUGUGUCUCUCCACCGUGGACCUGGAGGUCCAGUGCAAGGGCCAGGAAGAGAGGCAGUCCUUCGGGAAGAGCAUCUUCAGUCCCAUCUUCAUGCUGAGCCUGAUCACCAUGUGUGUCACCCAGCUGCGCCUCAUCUUCUACAUGGGAGCCAUGAACAGCAUCCUGGAGAACCUCACAGACAACGACAUCACCACAGUGAGUAUGUACACCUCCAUCUUCGGCGUGCUGCAGCUGCUGUGCCUGCUGACUGCCCCGGUGAUCGGUUACAUCAUGGACUGGAAGCUGAAGGAGUGCGAGGACGGCGAUGAGAAGGGCCUUAGCAAGGACCCCAGUCAGCCUAAGCGGCGUGACCGGACGAUCCAGAAGAUCACCAACGCCACGCGGGCCUUCAUCUUCACCAACCUGCUGCUGGUCGGCUUCGGCUUUACCUGCCUCAUCCCCAACCUGCACCUGCAGAUCCUGUCGUUUGUUUUGCACACCAUCGUCAGGGGUUUCAUCCACUCUGCAGUCGGGGGUCUGUAUGCUGCUGUCUAUCCUUCCUCUCAGUUUGGCAGUCUGACUGGUAUGCAGUCUCUCAUCAGCGCCCUGUUCGCUCUGCUCCAGCAGCCGCUCUUCAUGGCCAUGAUGGGUCCAUUAGAGGGAGACCCACUCUGGGUGAACGUGGGCCUGCUGGUGGUCAGCAUGCUGGGCUUCUGCCUACCCCUCUACCUCCUCUGCUACAGCCGCCAGCUCCGCCGCGAGAAGAGGGAGCGCGAGGACGACCCCAAGCUCUACGUCAAGAUCACCAACGCCGGCGGCACCACCACCAACGGUGACCUCAACGGCACCACCACACCCGAGAUCAACGGUGUGAACGGUCUUCAUACCACCGACGAAGUUACAGACGUUAAAGGUAUUAAUGGCACCAAUGGCGACGCCAACGGCGCCCACGGUAUGAACGGCGUCAACGGUGUUAACGGUGUCAAUGGUACGGCCAAUGGCAUCCAUGGCACCGCCGACGAGGUCAAUGGCACCGCAGGCAACAACCACCAGGACUCUGUUUAAAAAGUCAGAGAUGCAGAGAUGAAGAGAGUGAGUGAGUGAGUGAAUGAGAGAGGAUGGACGGAGCGAACGAAAGGGUGAGAGGAGAAGGAUUGAGAGGGUGGAAGGGAGAGAAAGGUGCUUGAGGCCUUGUGUUGAUUAUUAUUACAUUACAUUAUUAAUGUAAAGUGUAAUGUAAUGGUACUCUUGUUAUUAUCACCUACCUACCCUGGCCCUCAAUUCCCGCUGCCGUUCACCCUCUCCCACUCAGACGGACACUGCUUACAUUCCUGCUUACACACCAACAAGUGCACACGUACACACAUGCUCACACACACACAUACAACUGACAUGUUCUCAAGCAGACACAGGCAUACUGCUUCAAUACCACUGAGAAUGCAGUAUGUGCGCAACACAGCAGUGUGACUCUUCCGAGGUUUUACAAUCAAGUUGCUUUCUCGACCAAGAGAUACACAUAUUACACUCGAUUCACAUGCUCGGAAAAAAAGAGACUAAAUAACACACACACACACACACACACACACACACACACACACACACACACACACACACACACACACACACACACACACACACACACACACACACACACACACACACACACACACACAAUGUUCACUGUGAAACACGACACAAGCGAUGACACAUGAUGACACGAACCCAGAACCACGUCCUCUCCUCAAUCCAAACCAAGUCCCCAAUUGCCCCUUACGCGACAGAAGAGAGCACUCAGCCGCGAGAUGCCAUGAGAUCUUGCCAUCACAGGAAGAGCAGCAUUCCUAGUGCUCAUGCAGCAGAACGGACACGAGACCCAAGGCCACACCGUACAGUGCAGAGCAGAGCAGAGGGCACAUGGCGUGGGUCACAACAACAACAACAGACUAUCAGAUUUUCAAGACCUUGGUCCCUACUACAUCCUUCAGUGUUGUCGAAGCUCGUGAAGCCUGCCACUCCACACACCUGGCAUGUUAUUGGUUGUUUUCUGUGAUAUCUGUUAUGUGUCACUGAGUAUGUUAACGUGCCAGCUGUCCAAGAUGGCUGGACGCGCACGACGGCGGUCAGAUGUUACACUCCGAUAACGACUCGGACUUUACACCCUCUUCACCCUGAAGUGUUUUAUAGUGAUUGUCAUAACGUCACUUAUCACGGUUAUGGUGAACUUUGCCAAAACAUACGUUUUAUGUGUUGCGUUCUCGUGAACACCCCACUGCCUCAGCUGACUGCUGGAGGUCAAGUGCAGGUUGCUCCGACACAAAAAAUGAAGUGAAGUGGAGAACAAAACAAACAAAAAAGGGGCAUUAGUAGGUGUAGUUUGGGUAUUUUACGCUCUGGUGUUUACACACUUUCACAUAACAGGUGUUUUAAAGAAAAAACUGCAUGCUUUGAGCUUCUUGGCAGAUUUUUGCUGCAUCCUUUGCCUGAGAGAGUACUUGCGCUUUGACAAAAGAGCAAAGGGCAAAAUAAAAACCCUGAACAGAUGGGCAACAACUCUCAAAUGUGCGAAUUUGGAAUGUUGUUGUGUGUCCAAGAAGUUAUGAAGACCUUCAAGCUAUUUCAUUGCCUCCCAGUAAAUGUUCCCAUGCUAGGGGUGAUGGGGGAAGGCUGUCUUUGUUUGGGGCAGACAUUUUAGGAAUAACCAAGGCAGAGAAAAAGGAUACACAUGUCUUGGGGAUGGAUGGAGGGAUUGACUAUUUCAUUAUACAAUAGUGUCGUUUGCGAAUACUUUACAGGGAGAUGAAAUUCUGGGUUUACUUUUACCCAAAGCUUUUAUCACAAAGCAUGGCAUAGAGUGAACUUCUCACCAGCAAUAAUGUCUGACGAUGACACACAACUUGCACAGCUAAAAGACAAGUAUCAAUCAUUAGUCAUUUCUCCCGACCACUCAAUCAUUGCCAUACUACUGGUUGUUUUUUUGCUGAUGCUAUAGCGUUACUGUUAUUUUAAUGUUAUUUUCAUUGUUUUUUAUUUUUUGUGUAUGUGUUUUUCACCAGAUGAGGCAUCUGGUAUUUUACAGUAAUAAUUUCAUCCAAGGUGUUUUACCUGCAAUAUGAUCCCGUUCAAGCUUUCUUCUGUCUGACAACAAUGCGUGUUAUUUUUAAAAAAAGAUAAAAAUCGAAGAUGUUCUACACAUUAAAGACGUUUCAAAGUAAGAGUUAGUCUGAGGACAAGGACAACCCUUUGCCGCCAUCUCUCCAUAGUUCUGCAUUAUUCUAUUGGAGGUUACAGAUGUUAGGAUUUGAUGUAGCAAUAAGUGCUUCUGUGAGCCGCCUGGAUAUAGUUUACAGUGCUGGUAUCCACUACCACUGUCUUACAACCUCAAGUGCAUACACAGAAGCAUGCCUGCUAUGUAAAGGCAGAACAGGUCUAAGGUUUUGUGUAUUUGCAUAAGAAGAUGUAGAUUUUCUCAUCAUCUGAAUGGUGCUUAUUUUUUUUAGCAAUCCCAGGUCUAAUAACAACACAUGCUCUUUGUACAGUGCUCAAGCUAAAAGGGGUUAUCAGUUCUCGUUCCUUUUAUACUGAGAGCCCAAAUUCAUGUUUCAGAUGAAACAUACUUGAAGAAACUUGAAUAUUAUAUAUAUAAACAAUCAGAAGAAAAGGGAGCUGAAAAUAAAGAUGCAUGAAUAUCUGCAUUUAUUUCUUGAUGCGCUGCACACUGCUGUACUCGUGAGGUUGAAAUACAGUGUUCAGUGGAAGCACAUAAAAGGUGUCGCUCCUGAAAAGCCAACAGGCAGCAGGAAGUAGUUUACUCAACUGUAACUCACAGAAGCGCUUCCAAAGACGGCUGUACAGAAGUGUCAAACGUGUUACAUGGAAGAGUGCCAUUGCAAAGGUUUUUUUUGUCCGCCCCAGGCCACUCUCCACUGUCCACCCAUAUUUUAAACCAUGGUCAGGCCCUAGUGGUGUCUUUGUCCCCUCACACAGUGGUGCGUAGGCCUACACGUCCCCACUGGACCUGUUUUCCUGCAGCUGACUCAAGGCCAGUGCAGUGCAGUGCGGAGUGGUACCCGUGCCGAGGGUACCAGUCACCACCCAGCAGAUCUCGUGUGAAUAAAAGAGAGACGAGAAUGGCACAAACAAACGCACUUUAAUAUCUCACCAAGUGUCCGAUACUACUUCCUUUUUUGUCCCAAUUGAUGUCUCGUGAUGAAUGUCAUUACUUGUUGUUACGCACAGUCAGAAGCCUUCAGGUAAUUAGGUGAGAUAUACUAGACAACAAAAUAUGGAUUAUGCGAAAUGUUUGUUAUUUUUGUAUUCACAGAGAAAAUACAGUUGUAUGCUUGCGCUCUCCAUCAACACGCACGCACGCACGCAACCAAGCACGCACGCACGCACACACACACACACACACACUUUUUCUAUUCACAUAGUUCCUUCAUGUUCAGGUCAUCGGCCCUUAUCUUAAAUCAACAAGCGUGUGGGGGAAGCAUUUUCCUGUCGCACUCUCGCUGUCAUUCUCUCUCUCUCUUUUCCCGUCACGUGCACUGCACACCCUCGUGAGUCUGCACAGAAGAAACAGGUCAAGUCAAUCGCAACCACUUACCCAGGACCCAUAGCCUCUAUACUUCUAUUGCAUGAUAAGUUGUGGACGAAUUGGACUGUGUAGGUUAGCAUGCAUGUGUCCCAGAAGGACAGCUUUAACUAGCUUGAACAUGCCUAGACAUUGCAGGUGAAAGAAAAGAAAUUAAAAGAGAAAAAUGAUGCAGUACUGUACUCCGGCGCUAUGAAUGUGGGUUUAUGGUUUUCAUUCCCUCAGAAAUGGGAGAUUCAGCACUUUUUUCACUGCCAUACCUUAAAUGGUCACCCUCUUUUUUUUUUUUU